AUGUAUUCAAGUUUCUACUUUAUCUGUAUUCUCAAGGCAGCCAUAUUAUGGGUUAUGAUAGACACCGAGUUUUGUAAGUUCAGGUUCCCUCCAGUUCCUCAUAUGAACAAGGUUGUCGGUACAGGGGCUUGCAAAUUCUGCUUGAGUCUGUCUUGGAAUAUGGAGGAAGAGGACAGUUAUGUGAUGAGCUCAGAUUGUGGCAUUGAGCAAAUAAUUGGGACCUUAGCGGGAUACUUAUCAUCAUCAUCAUCAUCGCCAUUUAUCUAUCAAAAACUGAUAAUUAGACCUCUAUAUAGAAAGCAAUACAGCUGGUUUCUUCUCAAUAUUUUCUGCAUUUUCACAAUAACCAACAACUGUCCCUAUACUAUAUGGCCCGGUACCCUCUCCGGCGCAGGCUCGCCGUCACUUGCAACAACCGGAUUCCGUCUAGAUCCCGGCCUAAGUGUGAAACUCACAAGUGUUCCUGGGUGGUCCGGCCGGAUAUGGGCAAGGACUGGUUGCACUUUUGAUGCAACCGGAACUGGCAAAUGCCAAACCGGCGAUUGCGGAGGAAGGCUUGAGUGUGAUGGAAAUGGUGCUGCUCCUCCUACCUCCUUGUUUGAGAUAACGCUUGGUAAAGGCACUGAUCAAGACUAUUAUGAUGUGAGUAUGGUAGAUGGUUACAAUUUACCAUUGCUUGCUCAACCACGAGGUGUAUAUGGGGGUGCUGCUUGUAAUGCCACAGGUUGUGUUACUGAUAUUAAUAGAGGUUGUCCAAAAGAACUUCAAGUGGUUGGUGGAGAUGGAUACCAAGAUGAAGGUGGUGUAGUAGGCUGUAGGAGUGCUUGUGAGGCAUUUGGGUCAGACCAAUACUGCUGCAGUGGAGCAUUUGCAAACCCAACAACAUGCCAGCCCUCUUAUUAUUCCACCAUUUUCAAGAGGGCUUGUCCAAGAGCCUAUAGCUAUGCAUUUGAUGAUGGAACAAGCACCUUCACUUGCAAAGCUUAUGAAUAUGACAUUGUUUUUUGUCCUAGCAGCUAUAGGAACAAAAAACCAAAGGGUACAGUUCUUCCUCCACCAAUUACAGUUCCUCCUCCACCACAAUCUAUAACAGAGCCCUACGAGAAAUUUCAGCAGGACAAUUCUUCUUCAAAUGCUCCCUUGUCCUUUGGAGUUCCAACCUUUCUCUUGGUCACCAGGCUCUUCGCAAUUCUGGCAAUGACACAGCCAUUGAUGUGAAAAGAAUGCUAGAUGGUGUAAUAGGUGUUUUUGAAGGGAAUGGAGAAAAAGAAAGACCAAGUGAAGAAGCAAAAAAGUAAGGAACCAAAUUAAUGUGGAAGCUGCUUCUAAUGCUCUUUUCAUAUGCUUGGAGAUUAUUAAGAACCACUGAUUCUCUGCUAACAGCACUUACUGCUAAUUUUAUAUUUACUUUACUCCUGUCCUCUCAAGAUAAGUUUUAAAUGCUUUAAUCAGAAGAAGAAAAAAAAUGUUUCCAUAAGCACACUUGGUCAUUAGCAAUGUAACAUGGAGAAGUAUUAAAACACUCAUUAUUUGAAAUGUAAUAUCCUCAGCAUGUGAUGUACAAAUUUGGAUAUCCAGAAUUAAAUGUUUAUGGAACAGAGAUGCAACCACUUGUGUAUAGUAAGGCACUAAACCUAAUAUUAGAUAUUUUAAUUGUAUUGCAGUUGUAAUCGACAUAAUUCAAGUGACCAAUA
This is a messenger RNA of Arachis stenosperma, 1694 nucleotides long. Its product is annotated as pathogenesis-related thaumatin-like protein 3.5. The transcript is spliced from 7 exons. Gene Ontology annotation, biological process: defense response. Bases 1 to 1218 code for a protein of 405 amino acids. The record is from RefSeq and is a predicted model, not a curated record. Lineage: Eukaryota; Viridiplantae; Streptophyta; Magnoliopsida; Fabales; Fabaceae. Gene Ontology annotation, cellular component: extracellular region.